GGAAAGGAAAUCACUGAAGUUUCGACCUGCCAGAUGUGCAGAAACUCCGCACUGGGGACCACGCAGAGCCAGGAAUAAAUGGGCCAGCGGGGUGAGCCCACAAGCUUGCUCUUUGUCCCUUGCUAGAGGCCAAUACAUCAACAUGGCCCCCGGAAAGCAUGGCUCCCCCCGAGCUGGGAGAGACGUGCCCCUCACCUUCUGCCCUCAGUGACCUCCUGGCGACAUCUGACCUCGGAUCGGCUCUUGAAGACCCAUAUUAGCGUGUCACGGCUCUCUAGCGUGGUGGUGACCUGCGGCAGAGCAAACUGUGUGGCUUCUCUCUUCCCCUUGGUGACCCUAACCUCCAGACGGCCUUUCCCCGAGAAGAAAUCCCGGGCGAAGUUCCAACAGGACCUCUGGGCUCCCAAGGAGCCGUAGCUGCUGAUGUCGGUUUCUUAAUCCACCCCCUGGCUGGCUGGGCUACCAUUCCAAGGGCCCAUCAAUCAUGCUACAGUGCAGGCAUGCUCAGGAGUUCAGCUUUGGCCCGAGAGCCCUGAAGGAUGCUCUCAUCUCCACCAACCCCGCCCUGCAGGACCUCUAUGCCAAGGCUUUCUCCAAGACCGAGAGACUGUUCCUCUCUGAGGCCUACAACCCUCAGAGGACCCUCUUCUGCACCCUGCUCAUCAGAACAGCUUUUGACUGGCUCCUGAGCCACCCUGACGCCCCAGAAGACUUUGAGACCUUCUACUACUCCUCGCUGAGGCGGAAACAGAGCGUCUUCCGAAAGCACAUCUACCUGCAGCCGAUAGAUCUGAGCGAGGGCCCUUUGGGGAGCUCCCUGCUAGGCUGCCUUAGGAGCUGCGUGGAGUCUUUUUUCCUGGGUCUGCAUGUGAAGUGCCUUCCCUCCAUCCCAGUCUCCUCCAUCCCCUGCUGCUUUCGCCACAACCGGGACUCCGACAGGAUCCAGCUCCAUGCAGAUGGCAUCCUGACCUUCCUGAAAAACAACAAGCCCAUGGAUGCCCUAUGUGUCCUGGGUCUCACCCUCAUCGACCUGUACCCUUGUGAGGCCUGGAGCUUCACCUUUGGCAAAUUCCUGCCUGGGCAAGAAGUAGGUGUCUGCAGCUUUGCCAGGUUCUCAGGCAAUUUUUCCCAGGCAGAUCCCGGUACCUCAGAACCGGCCCCGGGCACCAAGGAUGUUCCCGAGGUUACCUCGAGGGAGAGGGACCGGACGCUGCAAUUCGGCAUGGUAGAAAUGGUCCAGUGCUGCAAGGUCACGUGCCACGAGAUCUGCCAUUUGAUGGGCUUGGGGAAUUGCCGCUGGCUGCGUUGCAUCAUGCAGGGAGCCCUGAGCGUGGACGAGGCACUGGUGCGGCCCCUGGAACUCUGCCCCAUCUGCCUGAGGAAACUGCAGUAUGCCGUCGGCUUCAAGCUCAUCGAACGCUACAAGAAACUCUACGAGUGGCUACAAACUCUGGCCACAACAUGGACCGGGCGGGAGUCGGCUGACCUGUCGGUGUCUGAGGACAACCUCCCUUUUAGCGCCGACUCCGGGAUGUGCUGCGAGAUCGAUUCUGAAGCCGUAACGAGCCUGUCGGAGCCUCUCACCCCGGAUGCGAGCAAUCACGCCUUCUCCAUGGAGCCUGAGCUGGAGCCGGAGGAGGGGCUGAGCUCGCUGGCAGAGCUGGACAGCCAGCAGCAGUUGGGGGGGGCCGCCAAGUCCCCCGAGAUCAUCAAAGAGUAUGAACUCUGGCUGACGGCUUGCAUCGCAGCCCUGGAGCGCGAUGUCUCGGAAGAGGAGCUGGCCCAAGUGGAUGGGGAGGUGGAUGCCUUGGCGAGGUGGGAGAUGUUCACGGGGCAGCUCCCUGCCACCAGGAAGGACCUGAACUUCAGCAGAGAUAGCGUAGGACUCCGGAAAGUCUUGGGGGACAAAUUCUCCUCCUUACGCCGGAAGCUGAGCACAAAAAAACUAUCCAAAGCCGAGCCUUCACCUCGUGGUUGGGGAUGGGAAGACCAUUAGCUCGGAGCGGCGGCCUCCCAUUCCCAAGCCAGUCCUUCUUUCUCUCUGUCUCUCCCUUCCUCCUCCCCAUUUCCAAGGUGACACCCACAUCCGGAAUCAAGCUAAUGGGGAACCGAGGGCUCUGCGGAUCCAACGGGGGGGAUUAAAGGAAGUUUCCUCAGUAGUUUACAGUGUUGAUUGGAUUUCAAUCAUUCGAGCCCACUGAGCUUUCUCUCCAGACCCCGCCCUAGGCCUCAUUUGACGUUUCCUCAGCUUCGAUCCCACAGCCGGCCGGCUGGCCCGGGAGAUGCGGAUGGUUCUUAACCUCAGAGAGUCUUGCAGGGCUGUGGUUCCCUAACCACACGGCGCUCUCCGGGUCAAUCAAUCAAUCAAUCAAUCGUAUUUAUUGAGCGCUUACUAUGUGCAGAGCAGGCAGGCAGAGAGUUUUCAGCACCCGGCAAGCAAAGGGUUGGCCUGGGGUCUCAUUUCCCGCUCUGCAGA
This is a messenger RNA of Tachyglossus aculeatus (Australian echidna), 2476 nucleotides long. RefSeq names its product archaelysin family metallopeptidase 1 (gene AMZ1). Gene Ontology annotation, biological process: proteolysis. Gene Ontology annotation, molecular function: metallopeptidase activity. NCBI's taxonomy places the organism in Eukaryota, Metazoa, Chordata, Mammalia, Monotremata, Tachyglossidae. The record is from RefSeq and is a predicted model, not a curated record.